Messenger RNA from Sodiomyces alkalinus F11, 3040 nucleotides. RefSeq lists its product as hypothetical. Gene Ontology annotation, cellular component: endocytic vesicle; cytosol. Bases 367 to 2556 code for a protein of 729 amino acids. Lineage: Eukaryota; Fungi; Ascomycota; Sordariomycetes; Glomerellales; Plectosphaerellaceae. The record is from RefSeq and is a predicted model, not a curated record. The transcript is spliced from 3 exons. Gene Ontology annotation, biological process: vesicle-mediated transport. Gene Ontology annotation, molecular function: guanyl-nucleotide exchange factor activity; small GTPase binding.
UCCAAACACUAAGUUCCCCCAAGGUUCACAGUACUCCGUACAGCUCGUUGAACCACGUGUAUCAGACGUUCCAUCCAAGCCGUCAGAAUUCCAUUUCGUCUUCGUUCUGUAACACCAAAUAUUGUCGCCUAGUUCAUCCAAAUGGUUGGACAUUCAUCUCGUCACAUCUCAAACGCUUGAGGCGUACUACCACUUCUAGCUUUCGUUCCAUGUCCACGAGCCUUGCAGCAGCAACUGCCCAGCUUUCGGUUGCCGCAGCACUUCCGUGUCCCAAAACCGGCUCGACUCCCCGCCGCACACUCCCUUGAGCUGAUUUCAACCACCAGCACCAGCACCAGCACCAGCACCAGCACCAUAACCCUCCCGAUGGCGGCUACCAGCAUUCCCUCUAGUGAACCACCGCAGCCAAGUCCUACCGGCGCCGAACCCGCAACCGGCCAACAUAUCAAUGCUGCCCCUCCGAAUUAUUCGAAGCGACACGGUGGACUUCAUGACAGCGCAGCCGCAGAACCCCUGGUCACAGCCACUACACCGGAGAACGCGCCCGAUGCAUUCGAAACCAGUCAAGAAAACGACGGAGAUGGUGGUGAUGGGCUUGAACCGGGCAGGGGAUCCGUCGACCUUGAUGAUCUACCCAUUGAGCUUGUUAGCCUGACCGAUAGCUUCGUCGAGUCCCUUACCUCCAAGGUCCACAAAACGCCCCCGACGAUCGAUAAGGUCGCGCAGCUCUUCCAGGACUUCUACCAGGUCGCGUCGAAUCAUGUAUCCACUCACAUCUCCGCCAUAGCGUCGCGAAGGAGCCGAGCCACGUCCCCGGCUGCUUCGUCCAGGCCAUCACCAGCGAACAGGCUACGGGUCAAGGCUGCAGCCCUCGGAGGCAAGGAGAAGACCCAAAAUCAUGCCAUCUCGGAAGCGGAGCAGCAACUUAUGACAGUAGAUGAGCUGGCAGACAAGAAAAGGGCUAGGAAGGCUUUGGAAGCCAAGAGGGUCAUGCUCGAGGAAGCCGUUGAAAGGAGGCUAUGUGAGGGUCUGUAUAACCGCAUAUAUCGACACCGCAGCACCCACGACGAGGCGCAGGAUGACAAGCUCAGGUCGAAGACGGCCGCUCUAGCUGUAGUCGGAAUUGGGCCCGCCGACCUUGGAAUUGAUUUGGGCGAAGAUGUCCCCGAGGGCCCUGCGGCAGCUUCGCAAAAAGGCGAGGAGAUUCGACAAUGGCUAAAUCAGGCCAGGAACAACUUAAUCUUGAUGAAUGAAAAGCGGUAUCCGUUGGGUAAACUCAACCAACUCAAGGCCGCACACAGGAGCAUUGUGGACACUCUGGCUCACUUCCACCCCUCCGCCUCAGCCGACGAAAUCAUGCCCAUGCUGAUCUACACCCUCAUCACCCUCCCACCAGAGAGCUUGCACGUUAUCAGCGAUGUGCGGUUCAUCCAGCGCUUCAGGUGGGAGCCCAAGUUAACCGGGGAAGCGGCAUACUGUCUAACGAAUCUCGAGGCCGCCAUCAGCUUUCUCGAGACUGUGGACCUCUCGACUCUUCGUGCCGAUGAACUGCCCCAAGGCCGGCCCAAGGAAGGUGUUCCGGGGUCUCCGAAGACGGAUACAUUCCCGCCCGCUUUUCCUUCUUCGGUAACUCAAUCUACCGACGGCACCGUCGCGACCAGUAGUGGCAGCGCGACAACGAGCAGAUCGCCGCCCCCUUCUUCGGCGGCAUCCAGUCUGAGGGCAGCAAUGCAAGCGCGAAACAGACGGCUCAGCGAGCUAGUGAACACCCCUGCACAGGCUUUCGGCGUUGCCAGCGAUGCUGUCUUUACCACUGCCGAUCAGGGCUUGAAGAAUAUCACCAACAGCCUCGGGGAUAGCUAUAAAUUUCUGUUGGGCAAACUCCGAGAAACUCAAGGGGCGCCAACUGUUACGGGCCACGCGCUUGUCGUUCCGAAGACGCUGGACGACGCGCGGAAGCUGGUUAGUACACCGCCGCUCGACGAAGAGGGGCAAGUCGGCCGCACCGGUUCUUUCCAGAGCACGAAGGACCUCGAUGGAUUCCAGCAAUCGACUCAGACAGAGGAUGCAUUGUUCGGCGUCAUGAGCGGCAAGAAGGCCCCUGUGCGGGAACACAGCGCCAAUGGCCUCCGGAAAAAGAUGAGCAUUGAGAACUCGAAGGAGAAGCCAGUCUCCGUCGUCUCCUCGUCAGCUAACCCCACAAACCCACUCGAGAACGCUGUUCGUAGCUUUGGGAAUUCUUUCAAUCCCAUGGCAAAGCUCUCCAGCAUGGCGGUUAUGCGAGGGUUUGGGCGUGCGGCAACGCCUCACGCGGCACCCUCGAAAGAUGACUCGGCCAAGUCAGUGGAAGGAGGCGAUCUGGGAGCCGCAUUCCCCGACAUCGCACCAGCGCUCCCGCCGAAGGAGAUUCCCAGGAUCAAGCCGCCAAACCAGAGGUUUGUGGAGCUGCAGAACCCCGGCGACCUGAAGCUUAGUGAAGUUCUUGAACUGCUCCGCGAUUAUCGGAGAUUAUCAAACGCACUCAAGGAGAGGGGCGCGUUUGAAGCCUCUCUGUAAAACACUGAACUGGCGGGCGUUCGUUUUGGUCAUUUUAUUUCUCUGGGUUGUGUCCUCUUCUCAGCGCAUUGUGCUACCUUACAUGCUUGUUUUUCAUCAUUAUUGUUAUUUAUUUAUUUUACUGUAUAUGGGCAGCUCAGGAUCGGGGUAUGGUGUUGGAUUACUACAAGACGGCGGCGGCGGCGGCGGCGUGCACUUCUCGAAUAGACGAUACUGGGGAAAUACUCUGCCAUUUCAGACAAACUGCUAGGACAGGAAAAGAGAUGUGCUAUGGGAUAGGGAUAGCGAAACCAAAUCAGCCCGCCUAUCUGACGGCAAGCCUAGUGAGACUGGGUUGUCAAUCAGUCAGUCGGUAGAUGCAUGCAUGCGUAGACGAUCGGGAUUGACAACAUCAGCAGACUAGUUAUUUCGAAAUAGUCAUCGUAUUAUCCUUUCUCUUGAUGGGCCCAUGGUGUUCAGAGGUGAGACUCGGAGGCAACUCGGU